AUGCAGCUCAAGUUUCUGUCUUCAGCAUUGUUGCUGUCUCUGACCAGCAAAUGCGCUGCCCAGGACACUAAUGAUAUUCCACCUUUGAUCACCGAUCUCUGGUCCGCGGAUCCCUCGGCUCAUGUUUUCGAGGGCAAGCUUUGGGUUUACCCAUCUCACGACAUCGAAGCCAACGUCGUCAACGGCACAGGAGGCGCUCAAUACGCCAUGAGGGACUAUCAUACCUACUCCAUGAAGAGUAUCUACGGAAAAGACCCCGUGAUUGACCACGGCGUCGCUCUCUCAGUCGAUGACGUUCCCUGGGCUAAGCAGCAAAUGUGGGCACCUGAUGCAGCUUACAAGAACGGCAAAUAUUAUCUCUACUUCCCUGCCAAGGACAAGGAUGAGAUCUUCAGAAUUGGAGUUGCUGUCUCCAACAAGCCCAGCGGCCCUUUCAAGGCCGACAAGAGCUGGAUCCCCGGCACAUACAGUAUCGAUCCUGCUAGCUAUGUCGACACUGACAACGAGGCCUAUCUCAUCUGGGGCGGUAUCUGGGGCGGCCAGCUCCAGGCCUGGCAGGAUAAGAAGAACUUCAACGAGUCGUGGAUCGGAGACAAGGCUGCUCCCAACGGCACCAACGCCCUGUCUCCCCAGAUCGCCAAACUCAGCAAGGACAUGCACAAAAUCACCGAAACACCCCGCGAUCUCGUCAUUCUCGCCCCCGAGACAGGCAAGCCUCUUCAAGCUGAGGAUAACAAGCGUAGAUUCUUCGAGGGACCCUGGGUUCACAAGCGUGGCAAGCUAUACUACCUCAUGUACUCGACCGGCGACACCCACUUCCUUGUCUACGCUACUUCCAAGAACAUCUACGGUCCCUAUACCUACCAGGGCAAGAUUCUUGACCCUGUUGAUGGGUGGACUACUCACGGAAGUAUUGUUGAGUACAAGGGACAAUGGUGGCUUUUCUUUGCUGAUGCGCAUACUUCUGGAAAGGAUUACCUUCGACAGGUUAAGGCGAGGAAGAUCUGGUAUGACAAGGAUGGCAAGAUCUUGCUUAAUCGUCCUAAGAUUUAG
This is a messenger RNA of Fusarium proliferatum ET1, 1053 nucleotides long. RefSeq names its product putative alpha-N-arabinofuranosidase / alpha-L-arabinofuranosidase. Gene Ontology annotation, molecular function: hydrolase activity, hydrolyzing O-glycosyl compounds. NCBI's taxonomy places the organism in Eukaryota, Fungi, Ascomycota, Sordariomycetes, Hypocreales, Nectriaceae. The record is from RefSeq and is a predicted model, not a curated record. The coding region runs from base 1 to 1053 and encodes 350 amino acids. The transcript has a single exon. Gene Ontology annotation, biological process: carbohydrate metabolic process.